UCAAAUAUCGACUGUUCAAGUAGGUAACGUAGAAACCUAUAUGAAACUCGCUUUUAUUUGUUUAUAACAUAAUUUAACGUUAUAUUUAUUUUAUUUUUUUUUUUUGGCGAAUGAUGUUCAAUAUAUAAAGCCAUUCGAGUUAGACCUCUAAGUGAACGAGAUCGACUUCAACCUACAAGAUAUGGAAAAUCAACAAGUCAUCAUGUACUGACGGCAAAUGCAAAUCAAAUUCAUGUUAUUCCACAAAACAAGUAUUUCACUUAUGAUCAUGUGUUUGGUCCUGAUGCACAACAAAAUGACAUCUUUCUUCACCUUGGUCAGAAACCUGUCGAAAAAUUUGUUGAAGGUUAUAAUGUAACAAUGCUUGCUUAUGGACAAACAUCUUCGGGAAAGACUUACACAAUGGGUACAGCACAACAUACAGAGGCAACGAAUCCAGAAGAAGUGGGUAUUGUUCCUAGAGCUAUGGCUCUUUUAUUUGAUAUGCUACAACAACAAAAUGAACACUUAAAUAAUAACUGUGGACGUUCAAGUAGUGCAGCAGCUACUCAUCAUAGCCUUAUCCGUCCUCCUUCUUCUUCUCAUCAUCUUCUUCAAAAAUCAGUCGCUUAUCGAUAUUCUAUUAAAGUUUCUUUUGUUGAAAUUUACAAUGAAGAAUUAAUUGAUUUAUUGAAUUUUGCACCACCUUCCGAACGCCCGCCAGUAACAAUUCGUGAAGAUACCAAGGGAUAUAUUUAUUGGACCGGUGUAAAAGAAAUGACAGUGAAUAAUACUGAUGAUGUUUUACACUUUCUUCAACAAGGUACAAAGAAUCGUGCUACAGGAUCAACAGAUAUGAAUGAGAAAUCUUCACGAUCUCAUGCCAUAUUUUCAGUUACACUUAAACAAGAGAAAUGGCAACCUUCCAACACCAAUCGUACAGCAAGUCCAUCUCCAAAAAUUCAAUCUAAAUUAUCACAAAAUCGUCUCUCAAAUAAGUCCAAUUCUAAUCCUUCACAACAAGAAGAUAAUAAUGGCGAAUGGAUUACAACCACUUCCAAGUUUCAUUUUGUAGAUUUAGCUGGUAGUGAACGUUUGAAACGAACUGCAGCAGAAGGUGAUCGUCGUCGAGAGGGUAUUAAUAUUAAUGCAGGUUUGCUAGCUUUAGGUAACGUUAUUUCAGCUCUUGGUGAUCCCUCCAAAAGGACAACACAUGUACCUUAUCGUGAUUCUAAGCUCACACGUCUUCUUCAAGAUUCCUUGGGAGGUAGUGCUCUAACGCUCAUGAUAGCUUGUGUCAGUCCUACAGAAUCUAAUCUGUCAGAGACCUUGAACACGCUUCAAUAUGCAAAUCGAGCUCGUAAUAUUAAAAACAAGAUCUCCAAAAAUGAGCAAGAAGAAUGGAUGACAACAGACAAUAUUGAUUUUUUACGAAGCAUGAUUGCCAACCUGAAACACCAGCUUCGUCAACAACAAAAAUCAACCAUGAUUAAAUCCUCAAUGAAUAGUAAUAGUAAUAGUAAUAGUGAUGAUGAUGAUGAUGAUGACUUUUCGUCUAUCACCUCUACUACUAGUUCACAUGAAAUGGUCAUUGCUGAUCUUCAACAACAAGUUUUGGAUUUACAGGGAGCUGCUGAUUUUGCCAAGGAACUGAAUACGGCUGCUGAGCAAGAACUAGAUCAACUUCGACACCAUCAGCAACAGACAGUUGAUUUUCAACAUCUGGUAGAGCCUGUUAUUGAAGAAUAUGAAAAGAGUAUGUCUAGUUUGGAAUCUCAGUUGGCACUCGUAAGAGCUGCCCUUCAGCAUGCUGAUCAAGGUCUUCAAGACCAGCAGAUGCAAAUUCAAGAUCAACAGACUCAAUUACAACUCUUUGAAACGAUCAUCAAGACACAAGAGGACACUAUCCUAGAGCUACGCAAGCGUGUUCAACAAUUGUUGGAAGAAGGUGUCAAAGACGAGGUCUAUAUUGGUGAAUUGGAAAAGAAAUUGAUGGAUGCAGUAGAGGAGACAGCUCAUGAUCGUGAAAUGUUGGAUAAAUUGAGAGCCAAGAUCUUGAGUUUAAAGGAGGUAGAUGAGACGACUGAAAAGUACAUACAUGAAUUAGAAAAGAGGAUGGCAGAGUCUGAAAAGGAAUAUAAUGCCUUAAAGGAGGAAUGGCAUGAAAAAUAUGAGGCCUCUGAAAGGGAGCGAAUUGAAUUAAGUAAGAAACUGGCUGAAAGGGAAUCAAUAGAAGAGAAGGAAUUACGUGAGAGAUAUGAGAGAGAACCAGUUUCGUUGAUCGAAAAGGAAAUUAAUUGGCGUGAACGUUACGAAAGUUGUGAAAAGGAAAGACAAGAAUUGCAAGCUAUGUUAGAUGAGCAACCAAAGACAACGAUUGAAGUCGAUACGGAAUCAAAAGAAAGAAAGAUAACAACACAUUUAAUUCUAUACGAAUUGGAUGCAUUAAAACGCAAAUAUGAACAGCUUAAAACUGAAUUGAAAUUACAAAAAUUGAUUCAUAAUAAUAAUAAUACUGAUACGCAAGUUGAUGAAAAUGAUUUAAUCGCUUCCUUAAAUAAGGACACGACUGAUGUUAUGAUGGAAAAGAUUCGAAAAAAGUAUGAUCUACAUCUCUUGGAUUACAAAAGUGAAUUAAAGGACUUAUUAGCAGUAUUAAAAGAAGUAAAGAAACUGAAGGCUGACGAAACAUCGAACAAGUCUUCUUCACCUGAACACAAAAUACUGUUGAAAACUAUUGCUACCAUUGAUCGACAAUUAACAGAGGAGCAUGAGAAAGUAAAAUUAGAACUAAAGCGAUUUUCAAAUGAUUUUACAGAGAUGCUAGCCAUACAUCAAGAACUAAAUGAUUUAAUUAAAAAGAAGGCUUAUAAGGAUCAAGAGAGUAGUAGUAGUAGUAGUAGUAGUAGUAGUAGUAGUAGUACUAAACCAAAUAUAUCGGACGGUAUUAUUCUACAGUACGAAAAGACCUGUCGUGCUCUUCAAACUCGUUUAGUAAUUGCUAUGGAAGAUUUAUGGGCUCAUAGAACAAUUAGAAAUGCAUUAAAAUAUAAGUUUGAGACUGCUCAGAUUGCCCUUACCACCUAUCAUCGACAAGUAACAUUAGAUGAGAAAAAGGAAGAUGAUUCAACUGUUUGCUUAUUAGAGGUGACAGAUAGGGAAAUAGAAGAAUUAAUGAUGAAAAUGGAUGCAAUGAAGCUUCAAUUAGAGACUAAUGAAUGGCAAAAAGAAUAGUGAUAACGAAGAGUCUAUCUUUCUUAUUAUUGCCAAAUAUGCAAUCUUAUUUUGUAUACAUAUACGAAUAUAUUAGCUAUAUUCAUUACUAUUUUUUUUUUAAAAAAAGAAAAAAAAUAUGUAUAUACCCUUUCUGUCUUUAUCUUCUAUAUAGAUCCAUGUAAAUAUAUAUGAUGUAGUCGUUUAAAGAAAAUAAAUAUAAUGAGGAUAAACUUAAUUAUUGAGACAGUAAAUUACUGUAAAAGACUAUCAUGUAUUUAUAGGCUCUAUAUUAGAACCAGUAUAGUAGAAUAUAUGUAUAAGGUAAAAUGGUUAUCAUAAUCAGCAUAUUGUAUAUAAUGAAUAUCUG
Cokeromyces recurvatus is the source of this 3562-nucleotide messenger RNA. RefSeq names its product P-loop containing nucleoside triphosphate hydrolase protein. Gene Ontology annotation, molecular function: microtubule binding; ATP binding; microtubule motor activity. The coding region runs from base 361 to 3213 and encodes 950 amino acids. Lineage: Eukaryota; Fungi; Mucoromycota; Mucoromycetes; Mucorales; Mucoraceae. Gene Ontology annotation, biological process: mitotic spindle organization; microtubule-based movement. The transcript is spliced from 5 exons. The record is from RefSeq and is a predicted model, not a curated record.